Messenger RNA from Trichechus manatus latirostris (Florida manatee), 1275 nucleotides. It is a transcript of the gene RBIS, whose product is annotated as ribosomal biogenesis factor. Gene Ontology annotation, cellular component: nucleolus. The transcript is spliced from 4 exons. The record is from RefSeq and is a predicted model, not a curated record. Gene Ontology annotation, biological process: ribosome biogenesis. Bases 142 to 444 code for a protein of 100 amino acids. Lineage: Eukaryota; Metazoa; Chordata; Mammalia; Sirenia; Trichechidae.
GACUAGUGCGCAGAAUCUUGACAGGAUCCCUCCUCCCGGAAGUUUCUGGACCCUCUGCGUGUAGAUGGCGUCACCUUAAACAGCUCCACGCGGGUGUCGGAAAUACGGUUAGCGAUUGAUGAAGCGAUUUUCCUGCGGACAAUGGCAAAGAAUAAACUAAGAGGGCAGAAGUCCAGGAAUAUAUUUCACAUCGCGAGCCAAAAACACUUUAAGUCUAAAAACAAAGCAAAACCAGUUACCACAAAUCUUAAGAAGAUAAACAUUGUGAAUGAGGAAAAAGUUAACAGAGUAAAUAAAGCUUUUGUAGAUAUACAAAAGGAACUUGCACACUUCUCAAAAGGCCUUUCCCUCGAACCUCUGCAAAAACAACUGAUUCCUCAGCAGCAUCAUGAGAAUGAACCAGUUAAUGUUGAUGAGGCUACAAGAUUAAUGGCUCAGUUGUAAUACAGUGGUGAUACAUCAAAUUCCCCCCCAAAAAAGACCAAUAAAUUUAAUGUUUUAUACAACAACUUUAUUUUUAAAAAUCUUGUUAAUGUACAGGCAUUGGCACAUUUUAAAACAAACUACAUAAACAGAUCUUUCCUAUAAUCCAGGAAAGUGGAAUGUCAGAAGUCAACAAAAUGUGAUAAAGUGCUAAAACAAAAGGCACUUCACAAAACCUGUUCACUGAAACAGUUAACAUGUCCUAGUUUACAUCUUUCACUUUAAAAGUGGCAGUGAGUGUCGGGCUGGAUUGGAAGAACACAAAGUAGUACGGUUUUGUGGCUGUAAAAAUAUGACACACAAGUGAUGAGCCCUUGGCCAGUAGUUUCGUUUUUGAUGACCUGAAGUCGACUUUUAACUUCCCUCUCAUAAGAGGGAAAAAGAGAAGGAUUCAGAAUUGGGGGGAAAAGUAAGUUGAAAUCCCAGAAAUUAUCAGGGGGUAGCAGGUGGCAUUAAAUCACUCUUUUCCCCUGAAGCAAUAAGCCCUUUGUAUUUAUGGUUGAAGUCUUAUCAAGUAAAAAAGAAAGUAUUAGGGAAGAAGACUUCACAAUCAGUGAACUAAAAAGGUGUUACAUUCAUUAUUUUAAAUACUUAUGUUAUUGAGAAGUCUAAAAUGUUACAAAGUUAGAGGUAGAUAACAGUCCCAAGUUUCCGUGGAAUCUAAUAAUUUAGUAUCUGGACAUCAAACAGAUCACAGACUCCUUCAUUAUCAUCUAAAUUAAAGUUGUAGUCAUCUGCCAGAGUAGGAGAAAGCCGUAAGAGAGGGAACACUGCAAGCAAAGAAAAAUAAAA